GUGUGUCUUCGGAUCUAGUCGAAGCGAUAUCAAUAGUCGUGGAUAAAAAACCGGAAUACAACAAAAUAAUAAAGUGGCAAUCAGAUAUAAUAUCCUAUCGCAAUUAAGGACUUUUAAGGAUACACACUCAGUGGAAUACACUUACUCAUACUCACAAAGGAAUAUUAUAUUAAAUCUGAAACUAAUCCGACCCUGAAUAGCUGGCAACAAAACAGAAACAAAAUGGGCAGUAAGAAGAAGACCGAACGAUCAAAGGCACAAAACAAUGAUGCUGCUGCCAGUGCCGGGGGUGAAAUAGUCAUAUCAGGACUAUCUGGAAAACUGCCGGAAAGCAGCAACAUAGAAGAGUUCAAGCAGAACUUACUCAACGGUAUUGAUAUGGUUACAGAUGAUUCCAGACGUUGGGAGGCAGGCAUAUAUGGAUUACCAGAGCGCAUGGCCAAACUGCGUGACGAGGAUCUGGAGAAAUUUGAUGAUACAUUUUUUAGCGUUCACCAGAAGCAGGCGGAACUAAUGGAUCCUUGUAUGCGAAUACUAUUGGAGCUGACACACGAGGCGAUCGUUGAUGCGGGAAUCAAUCCAAAUGAAUUACGGGGUAGCCGUACCGGUGUCUAUAUAGGUCUCUCCUUUGUGGAGACGGAACACGAGAUACCGAACAUGGAGCCGAGCAGUAUCAAUGGCUACUGCUUGACUGGCUGUGCCCGGGCCAUGUUUGCCAAUCGAAUCUCCUACAACUUCGACUUUAAGGGUCCCAGUUUCAUCGUGGACACUGCCUGCUCCAGCUCCCUUAUGGCCCUAUCGCACGCCUACACAGAUUUGCAAUCGGGUCGCACCGACUAUGCCAUCGUCGCUGGUGUCAAUCUCAUACUGAAGCCGAUCUUUGCAUUGCAGUUCCUGCGCCUGGGCAUUGUCAGUCAAGACGGUUCCUGCAAGACCUUUGAUGCGUCGGCUAAUGGCUAUGCACGUGCGGACACCUGUGCCGUCAUAUUUCUGCAAAGGAGUGAGCAGGCGAAGCGCAUCUAUGCCACGAUACUCAACGUGCGAACCAAUACGGAUGGGUUCAAGGAGCAGGGUGUCACCUUUCCCGAUGGUCGCAUGCAGCAUCAGCUGCUGCGAGAGGCGUAUAGUGAGAUCGGUCUUAGUCCCGAUGAUGUCGUGUAUGUCGAGGCGCAUGGCAGUGGUACUCCGGUUGGCGACGAUCAGGAGGCCAAUAUGUUAGGCAACUUCUUUUGCCAUCCAGCUAGACCCAAUCCUCUGCUAAUUGGAUCAGUGAAAUCGAAUAUGGGCCACGCGGAGCCCGCAUCUGGAGUGAGUGCGCUAGCGAAAAUGAUUAUCGCCAUGGAAGAGGGCAUUAUACCUAGAAAUUUGCACUAUCGAACACCAAAUCCCGCUGUGCCAGCUCUAGUUGAGGGUCGACUCAAGGUCGUGGAUCGUAAUCUACCCUGGCAGGGUGGCAUUGUGGGUCUAAACUCCUUUGGCUUUGGUGGGGCCAAUGUUCACGUUAUCCUCAAAUCACACGAAAAGAAAAAGAAACUGCCGAAAAAACCAACAAAGGAUCUCUCAUUAAAACUAGUUAUUUGCUCGGGUCGCACAGAGAACGCCGUACAGCAACUCUUGGAGGCAGCCACGAAGCAUCGCAACGAUAAUGAAUUCUUGGCACUCAUCAAUGACAUUCAUUCGCAGCCGAUUCCAAUGCAUCCGUAUCGCGGUUUUGCCGUCCUGGGAUCCACAGGUGCCGUCAAACAGGAGAUACUGCCCUAUGAAGAGGAACGACGACCAAUUUGGUUUGUCUUCGCUGGCAUGGGUAGUCAGUGGCCCUGCAUGGCCAAGGAUCUGAUGCAGCUGGAGGUCUUUAACAAGUCAAUACAACAUUGUGCCGAGGUGCUGGCUCGAAUGGACUUUGAUCUGAUUGAUGUGCUAACAAGGUCUACGGAGAAGACAUUUGACAACAUCCUCAACUCCUUUGUAUCAAUAUCUGCUGUCCAGGUUGCAUUGACGGACUUACUCCGAACACUGAACAUUGAGCCAGAUGGCAUCAUUGGGCACUCGGCCGGUGAACUCGGCGCCGCCUACAUGGAUGGCUGCCUAACAGCCGAGCAGGUGGUGCUAGCGGCUUAUUGGCGCAGCAGAAGCGUCCUUGAAACGCCUGGACUGCCUCAUGGCUCAAUGGCAGCAGUGGGUCUGAGCUGGGAUGAGAUUGGACAACAUCUGCCACCAGAUUGUUAUCCCGUUUGCCAUAACAGCGAUGAUAACUGCACAGUUUCCGGGCCCGUGGCUUCCAUGGAUGCAAUGAUGGCGAAGCUUAAAGCAGCGGGAGUUUUCGUUAAAGAAGUCGUCUCGGGUGGUUUUGCCUUCCACAGCAGAUAUGUAGCAGAUGCUGCUCCAAUGUUGCGCAAGAAUCUAGAGCGAUUGAUCACUGAGCCAAAGCAGCGAUCUCAACGCUGGCUGAGUUCCAGCGUACCGGAGCGAGAUUGGCAGACUCCUUCCUGUAGAAUGGCCUCGGCGGCGUAUUUUAUCAACAAUCUGAUAUCACCUGUACUCUUCAAUGAAGCUUUACGCCAUAUUCCACAUAAUGCCGUGAUUGUGGAGAUUGCUCCCCACGGACUCUUCCGGGCCAUUCUACGUUCGCUAACGCCAAAAGUCACCUAUGUGAGCCUUAUCCAACGGGGUCACGCAAACAAUGCCGAGUUUCUUUUGAGUCAGAUCGGACAGCUGUAUGCAGCUGGUGGCCAGCCACAGCUGUCGCGAAUGUCUCCUUCGGCAGCAGUUAGAUAUCCUGUCUCUAGAGGCACGCCCAUGUUGAACUCACUUAUCAAAUGGGAUCACACCCAGAAAUGGAGCUAUCCGAAAUUCCACGGCGGACGACAAGCAAACCAGCUAAAUAUUAAUAUCGAUCUGAGUAAGGAAGAGAACGCUUUCUUGGCUGGCCAUACAAUCGAUGGAAGAAUCCUCUUCCCGGCAACAGGCUACUUGACAGUGGCUUGGAUGAUGCUGGCCCAACAAAAUGGCAACGACUAUCAGCGUACUCCUGUCGUCUUUGAGGACGUCGUCUUCCAUCGCGCCACCAUCCUCGGAAUUGAUGCGAACUCAGCGGUCAAAUUGUCGAUUAACUGCUGUCAGGGCAACAACACCUUUGAGAUUUGUGAAGGUAGCAGUCUGGUGGUAUCGGGCAAGCUUCGUUUAGUCACAAACGUACAGCAGGAACAGGUGGAUGUCGCCGGACUGCCCGGUAGUGCCGGCGUCACCAAACUCUACACCAAGGAUGUCUAUAAGGAGUUACGCUUGCGUGGCUAUGAAUAUACCGGAAUCUUUCAGGGCAUUCUCGAUGUCGACAUUGCAGCUGUAACGGGUCGACUUCAGUGGAUGGAUAAUUGGAUCAGCUUCAUGGACACCAUGUUGCAGUUCCGCAUACUCGGCAACAACAUUCGCGAGCUGUACCUACCCACGGCAAUUCAACGUGUCGUUAUCGAUCCGCUCAAGCAUCUGGAGCUGCUCAAACAGCAUCAGCAAAAGCUUCCAGUCUACUGGCAUGCCAACAUAUCGGUUAUUAAAUGCGGUGGUGUCGAAAUACACAGUAUGAAGACGGCUCAGACCCAACGUCGCCCGGGCGGACAGAAUGCACCGAUUCUGGAGCGCUACAGCUUCACUCCUCAUAUUCAACACACCAUUCCUCGUGGAGAUCAGGAGCGAGCGAAGAGUAUGGCCCUAACUGUGGCCAUGCAGCUCAUCACUGAGAACAGCGGUGGCGCAAUUAAAAUCAAAGGAGUUGAGAUCGCUGCCACACGCAACACAACAGAUACCCUUAAUGCUGUCAAGCUACUCGAACUUAUCGAACGUGAACCAAUUAUGGUAGCUGAUAUGUGCGUUGCAACAAGCAGUAACACCAAUGAGUCGGAACUUGCAACAUUGCUGCAAGACACGGGAGUUCGGGUGAUUGUCGGGGAUCUAGCCAAAGCAGCUGUGGAACAGCAAUGUGACUUUCUACAUGCAAUUAAUCUGCUCUCGACCGAACCAACAUUAAUCGACCUUCAACUUCAAAAUGGCAUAGAGUCAAUCAAAAAAGAGAGUGGUUUUCUGCUGUUGGAGGAGAGUGCCAGUGCUUAUAAGACCACAGGACGGGCACAGUUGCAACGUCUGCAACUAUUGCCAGUUCUAGAACAAGUCUAUGAUAGUGAUCGUAUGCUGAUCCUAGCUAGAAGGUCAAUCGAUAAAAACAUUUCCACUUCGCUGGUGGUGCGCGUGACCAAUGAACAUUUCAAAUGGAUCGUUGAUCUUAAAACGGCGCUAGUCAAAUCACAAGCAGAUCAGAAGAACGUCUAUUUGGUGGCACAAGGAGAACCGAGCACUGGAGCACUUGGUUUUAUAAACUGUUUAAAGAGAGAGCAGUUCGGCAAUCGGGUUCGACUUUAUUUGCUGCAGGAUCAGGGAUUACCUGCAUUCUCUCUGACAGAUGCCUUCUAUGCCAAUCAGUUGGCCAAAGACAUGUCUAUCAAUGUCUACCGAAAUGGGAAUUGGGGCAGCUACAGACACUUGCCACUGGAUGCACACCAGCAACUGCUAACUGUGGAGCAAGCGUAUGUGAAUACACUUGUCAAGGGUGAUCUCUCCUCGCUGAAAUGGAUCGAAUGUCCGCACAGCGUAAAUGUCGAUCAAAACAAAUGGGAGCCCAGCACUGUGUACUAUGCACCCCUGAACUUUCGAGAUGUGAUGUUGGCAUCUGGCAAACUGGGCGUAGAUGCAUUGCCCGGCGACUUGGCGUAUCAGGAUUGCGUUUUGGGUCUGGAGUUUGCCGGUCGCGACUCACAAGGUCGCCGCAUCAUGGCACUGGUGUCUGCCAAGUCAUUGGCAACCAACUGCCUUGCCAACAAGAAUCUACUUUGGGAUAUACCCGAUAAGUGGUCCAUGGAAGAGGCCUCAACGGUGCCCUGUGUCUAUGCGACCGUCUACUAUGCCCUCCUUGUGCGUGGACAGAUGAAGAAGGGUGAACGCAUCCUCAUCCAUGCUGGUUCAGGUGGUGUGGGCCAAGCAGCCAUUUCGGUCGCUCUCCAUCAUGGACUGACUGUCUUCACGACGGUCGGCAGCAAGGAGAAACGGGAGUUCCUGCUGAAGCGUUUCCCCAAGUUGCAGGCACGCAACAUUGGCAAUUCACGUGACACAUCCUUUGAGCAGCUGAUCAUGCGCGAGACAAAUGGUCACGGUGUUGAUCUGGUAUUGAACUCACUCUCUGAGGAGAAACUGCAAGCAUCCAUCCGCUGCUUGGGUUUGGACGGACGCUUCUUGGAGAUUGGCAAAUUCGAUUUGAGCAACAAUAGUCCCCUGGGUAUGUCUGUCUUCUUGAAGAACACCUCCUUCCACGGCAUUCUGCUGGACAGUGUUAUGGAAGGUGAGGUGGAGAUGCAGAAGCGUAUCGUCUCGCUGGUAUCGGAGGGAAUUAAGUCGGGUGCCGUGAUUCCACUGCCCACCACUGUCUACGCUGACCAGGAAAUUGAGAAGGCCUUCCGGUUUAUGGCAUCGGGCAAACACAUCGGCAAGGUGAUCAUCAAGGUGCGCAACGAGGAGGAACAAUCCGCCGUACCCAAACAGCGUUUGAUCAACGCCAUUCCACGUACCUACAUGCAUCCCGAGAAGAGUUACAUUGUCGUCGGUGGUUUGGGUGGCUUCGGCCUGGAGCUGACCAACUGGCUGGUGAAUCGCGGGGCACGCCACAUUGUUUUAAACACACAUUCCGGGCUAAAGACCGGCUAUCAAGCCCUCAUGAUCCGACGGUGGAGCGAGCGUGGAGUUCAAGUCGUGAUUGACAUCAACGAUGUCACCUCCGCUGUCGGCUGCAGGAAUAUGCUGGAGAGCAGCAACAAGUUGGGACUGGUUGGAGGUAUCUUUAAUCUAGCCGCUGUACUUCGAGAUGGUGACUUUGAGGACCAAACUAUGAAAAACUUUGAGUUAGUCACAGCGCCUAAGACAAAAGCCACCAUGCAUCUGGAUCAAUGUUCGCGCAGCAUGUGCCCAGUUCUGGAACACUUCAUAUGCUUCUCCAGCUUGGCCGCGGGUCGCGGUAAUCCCGGCCAGACAAACUACGCUCUGGCCAACUCAAGCAUGGAGCGCAUCUGCGAGCAGCGGCAAGCAGAAGGUUAUCCUGGCAUAGCUAUACAAUGGGGUGCUAUUGGUGACACUGGGCUCAUUAUCGAGCACAUGGGUGUGACUAACAAUAACACUGCGAUUGGUGGAACUCUGCCACAGCGGAUGACCAGCUGCCUGCAGACAUUGGAUACGUUCAUGCAACAGCCGCAUCCUGUCCUCGCAUCGAUGGUGCUGGCCGAGAAGCGCAAAUCGGAGCAUUCAAAUCGCCAGAGUCUCAUUUCUGCCAUAGCGAACAUAAUGGGAUUACGGGAUGUAAAUAACAUACAGGAUAAGACGACACUCUUUGACUUGGGCAUGGACUCCCUGAUGAGCACGGAAAUCAAGCAGACACUAGAGCGCAACUACGAUAUGGUGCUGUCAGCACAAGACAUUCGACAGCUAACAUUUACUGCUCUGAAGCAAAUCGAUAGCAAAGAAGUCCAAGGUAAGGCCGCAAGCUCAGAUGCAGUUACUCCAAAGACAGCAUCAACGUCGUCCGCUGCCAAUCAAGCCGGUCGGACGAACAUUGCCCAAACGGAUGAAACUCGCAAGGUAUUCGCAAAGGAAGUAUUACCCCAGGACGUACUUGUGCAUCUGCAUUCCAUGGCAAUGAAGACGGGCAAUGAACCAGCCGUGUUCUUCGUUGCUCCGAUCGAAGGCUUCACAAUAGCCAUCGAAACUCUGGCCGCCUCCCUCACCUGCCCGGCCUAUGGGCUGCAGUGGACAGAAGAAGUGCCCCUCGACUCAAUUGAAGCCUGCACCGCCUACUAUCUGCAACAGAUACAGCAGCUGCAGCCACGUGGCCCCUACAACAUUGUGGGUUAUUCCUACGGUUGCCUGCUGGCCCAUGCUAUUGGCGUGGCGCUGGAACAGCGUCGAUUUGGCGUCAAAGUCAUUAUGCUGGACGGUGCACCCACAAUGGCCAGUGGCUACGUGCAGGAGGCCAAAAAGCAGACUGACGACUUGAACCGCCAGCAAUCGAUGACACUGGCCUACUUUGGUGCACUACUCGCAGAUGUGGACUACAAUCAGCUUCUGCAAUUGCUUGAGGGCGUCAAGACGUGGCCCUUGAAGCUGGAUAAGCUGGCGGAUACUUUGGCAUCGCACACUCAACAAACCAAGGAAGUGAUCAAAAAAGCCGCCUGCAUGUUCAAACAGAAGCUAUUGCUCUCGGAGAGCUACAAGGGAGCGAAGCAACUAAAUAGCGAUGUGGUGCUCAUUAAAUCGGCGGAGCACAAUGCAAUCAUGUCGCAAGAUGACUACGGUCUCAAGGAGAUUUGCAGCGCCCAGAUCGAUAUGCACGUUGUGGCAGGCACCCAUCGAACAUUCCUCAAGGAAGCCCAAACGUUACAGAUCAUCGAGCGGGUUUUACAAAAAGAGUCCGCUUAAUUGCUUCAUUUAUUUUGUAGACAUAGUUUUACCGUUUACUGCGCACACGUCGAUUACAUACACAACUAAUACUAAUAACUUUUAAUUGUACAUUUAAGCGUUUAACAAGUUUACUUUGUUGUAAAUAUUAAAUUAAUUUCUUUAUGUUCUUAACUCGUGUUCGUCUGAGGAUUCAGUGUCAGAUAAGACCAUAGUCCAAUUUUCCUCACUGAUCCUUAAUAAAUUCUAAAUCGUUUCAGA
This is a messenger RNA of Drosophila grimshawi, 7746 nucleotides long. RefSeq names its product fatty acid synthase (gene FASN2). Gene Ontology annotation, biological process: fatty acid biosynthetic process. The record is from RefSeq and is a predicted model, not a curated record. Bases 223 to 7506 code for a protein of 2427 amino acids. NCBI's taxonomy places the organism in Eukaryota, Metazoa, Arthropoda, Insecta, Diptera, Drosophilidae. Gene Ontology annotation, molecular function: oxidoreductase activity; 3-oxoacyl-[acyl-carrier-protein] synthase activity; phosphopantetheine binding. The transcript has 7 exons.